GAACACGGUUCGGCAGUACAGCGGACGGUGGCUCCGCAGAGCGCAGAGGGCCAUGCUGACGGAGGACUGGUGACCUCUCUGCGUUACUGCCUGGCUGUUUUAUUUCCAUGCGCGCAUUUAAACAAUAAACGGAGACGCUGCAGGUCCUGUCAACGUUCAUAAACACGAGAUGGCCGGCAGCAGGCUGGAGAAAUUCGGCACUGUCUUCACUCGAGUUCGUGAUUUGAUGCGCUCUGGAGUCAUCAAAGAGUCUGCCAAGCCUCUUUGGUUUGACGUGUACGCUGCUUUCCCUCCCAAGAGAGAGCCUCUAUAUGUGAGAUUGUCUAAAACGCUACGGCCCCAAAAGAAAGACGAUCCAGUGCCUGAAAUAUUUUACAAGGAAGAUGAAGUACGAGCGAAGUUCUUUGAGAUGUACGGAAGUGGACCUAAAGUGUUUGACCUCACUAAAACCAACUUUGUGUCCACAUGCCAGAGGUUUGUGGAGAAGUACAGUGAAUUAGAAAGCAGAGGAGAUGUGAAGCCAGAGAUGCUGUUUGAAGAAACAGGGAAAGCUCUUCUUGCCGAGGGUAUCGUGCUCAGAAGGAGAGGCGGUCCUGCUGUGGCAGCAGGACAAACCAAUCCUUUGCUGGGCAUGGAGCUGGCUGAGAUGUUGGCUGAGCAACAGAAAAACACAGCUAAUAAGACACAAGCGCCAGAAGAGCAGGCACAGACAGUUACCACUGACAGCCCAACUGCAUCACAGUAACAAAGACUCUGUUCAUCUAUUCCUCUGAAGUAUGACAGGCCGAGAUAAAAGAAUGGCUUAAGAGCUGCAGGGACAGCGUCUGGAAGUGUGCUCACUGACGAAUUUAUUAAUCCUGUCUUGAAAAAUAAAAUGGAAGUUGACAUCAGGCGUUUCAGCAUGUUCUGUGUUCCAUCGUCAACAUGAGUGUCCUAAUAAUGUUGUUUUGAAAACUGAUGUUAUUUUAAUGAAAGAUCCUUUACUUUGUGUUCAAUCUAUUUGCUGUAUAUACAUAAAAUAAAGAAUUAGGAGAUUA
Messenger RNA from Pygocentrus nattereri (red-bellied piranha), 1037 nucleotides. RefSeq names its product mitochondrial ribosomal protein S23 (gene mrps23). The transcript has 5 exons. The record is from RefSeq and is a predicted model, not a curated record. Gene Ontology annotation, molecular function: structural constituent of ribosome. Gene Ontology annotation, cellular component: ribosome; mitochondrion. Gene Ontology annotation, biological process: translation. NCBI's taxonomy places the organism in Eukaryota, Metazoa, Chordata, Actinopteri, Characiformes, Serrasalmidae. Bases 170 to 745 code for a protein of 191 amino acids.